Trichomycterus rosablanca is the source of this 1491-nucleotide messenger RNA. RefSeq names its product zinc finger protein 750-like. Gene Ontology annotation, cellular component: nucleus. The transcript is spliced from 3 exons. Gene Ontology annotation, biological process: epidermis development; positive regulation of transcription by RNA polymerase II. NCBI's taxonomy places the organism in Eukaryota, Metazoa, Chordata, Actinopteri, Siluriformes, Trichomycteridae. The coding region runs from base 1 to 1491 and encodes 496 amino acids. The record is from RefSeq and is a predicted model, not a curated record. Gene Ontology annotation, molecular function: DNA-binding transcription activator activity, RNA polymerase II-specific; promoter-specific chromatin binding; RNA polymerase II cis-regulatory region sequence-specific DNA binding.
AUGAGCACCUCCGCUAAAGAACGGAAGCCCAAGAAGCCCCAUUACAUCCCUCGACCCCAAGGCAAACCCUUUAGGUACCACUGCUUCAAGUGUCCGUUCACCUGCAAUGAAAAAUCCCACCUCUUCAACCACAUGAAGUACGACCUGUGCAAGAACUCACUUCUGCUGCUUUCUAAGCAGGAGGAGAACCUCCAGACCUCUGGAGAAACGACCGGAAAAGUCCAGCAGCUCGAUCAUGCGGACUUACUAAGUAACGAUGAAGAGAUGGCAUCUCCUGCGGAACCAGUCACCGAAAUGUCAAAUAUGCCCAAGGAACGAUGUAGGUCUUUACUGGAUGCACCGGCGACCAAUGGGUCCAUCCUAAAUCCUGCUUGGAAACCCCCAAUCCAAAACAAGGAGACAGGACCUUUGCGCCAAGCUUCAGAGUAUCCUCAUCAUGCCUUCCCUCAUCCUCGUUAUCCUGGACUUCCUUCUUACUCACAUUUUACUCUUCGAGGCAAUUACUACGACCAUUUUCCUUACACAAUGGAGACACCGCUCACCAGAGUACACCAAUUAUUACCAGUUCCUACAUUGGAUCACUAUUAUCGACCCUACAAUUCAGCUCCCUCUCCUACCUUGGGCAUGUACCAUCUUCCAGACCACAGUCACGUCAUUUCCUACCCAGAAGUGGGCGCCCAGGUGCCCAGUAAUUAUUUCGAUCCGUACUCAUUGGCCCACAGAAGAUCCUCGCUCGAUCAGGGACCCUGCAGCAAGGAAAGCAAAGGCAUUCAAAUGAGCCCAAGACUGGGCAGGCCCGCAACUGGUUCUCCGGACGCACCUGGCUCAGAAGACCACACCCAGGUGGACGACAACUCCAAGAAACUUCUGGGUAAAGUGUCCUCUUAUAGGCAGACAGUUGAACAUGGAUUAACGACACAGAACUCUACGACAAAAUGGUCCAGGCUAACGGAACAGGAUCAAGGUGUGAACGACGUUUUGGCGCCACUGGACCUCUCCGAGGAAACGUCGGCUAAAUCAGCCACACCAACCCAUCUCCUGAUUAACACCAACGUUCCUGCGGUUCCUCUCGACCUCUCUACGAAACCAUCUUCGUGUCUUCCUGUAUCAAAAACCCAGACACAUAAUCAUCCACAGAUUGAGGACGCAACCAGUAUUCAGGAUCCCAUAGACGAGCAGGAGCAAAUGGCCGCCUUUGCGUUGUGUCAGCUAGCCCAGACCAGCACACAUUUCAAUAAAUACACCACCGACGGUACUGAUAGUGCCCUCUGCAACCAUCAAACCACACCAGGUCUCCCUCACAGUAAUAACAGCAGCAGCAUUAAUCCAAUGGACACUUUCCAAAACCAGAAUUCAACCGAUGAUAGCAGCCAUCUAUCAUUAGGAGCCAUCCUUUGCCCUGAAGAUAAACCAGUCUGUACUUCCAAACCCAAGUUCACAGGUCGGGGCUCCACCAAGGUGGCCCCCGAUACACCGUGGGACAGUCAGUGA